This is a messenger RNA of Punctularia strigosozonata HHB-11173 SS5, 1236 nucleotides long. RefSeq lists its product as uncharacterized. Lineage: Eukaryota; Fungi; Basidiomycota; Agaricomycetes; Corticiales; Punctulariaceae. The transcript has 4 exons. The record is from RefSeq and is a predicted model, not a curated record. The coding region runs from base 1 to 1236 and encodes 411 amino acids.
AUGACUCCCAAGACGUCUCCACCACCUACAGCAGUGGGCACGCCGUACGGCCACCCUGCGCCCUCGCCUCUCGCUCAUGCGUACCACCACGUUCACGAUCCCGACCGUGAUACCUCGGACGCGGACUCACUACGCACAUCGUACGGGUUCGGACCCAGCCCCAGCGCGAGCUGCGCCAGCCUGACGUCGCUCACCACACCCGCCUCCUCGCACUACUCUCAAGCACAAUCUCCCUUGCAUACCCGCUCCUUUGUCGUCAAGAAGCCACUGCCGCCCACGCCAACCUCGGCGCCACCGCUCGCCGUGCCCUCCUCGCCUUCGUCAACGUCCCUCGUCUCCGUCUUCCGCACGGCAUCUCUCGACCGCUUCCGGCGGAGCAAGUCCAAGGCGAAGGAGAGGCCCAAGAAAGAACCCGCGACACCCGAAGACACGGUUCGCGUCGACUACCCGUACAUUGGCGCGCACCUCGAUCGCGAGCGCUCGGCCGUGCCGCCCCCGCCCGAGCAUGCAUACACGCACGGGCUCCCAGACCCGCACUUGCCUUUGCCCCCACACAACGUACGGUGGCAAGUGGCACACAGUCCGUUGGAUGUCCGAGCCAAGCCACACCGUUCGCGCACGGACCCCGACGCCGACCCCACGCCCGUCACUCCACCGAGCGAGUUCAGCGCUCGGUUUCAGGCCUGGGGGAAAGCGCGCGCGCACCAGGAGGAGGACCGUGCGUCCCGGGAGAUCUUUCCUGCGCCCGAAGCAGAUGCACCGCGGUCAUCGACAUGCUCGUAUUCGGAGAGUGACGAACAGCAGACACUGCGCGGACGUCGAGCCCCUCCUUGCGCCUUGUUGCCGCGUCCGCCGAGCGACCUGCCUACGUCCUUCGUCGACCUCGACGUGGACGAAGAGGCCUGCGCAUCCACGUUGACGCCACCGCCGACGCCGGGCAGGCUCGAUGAGCUCGUCCCUUCGAAGGACAACGUGCUGGUGUUCACGCUCGACGUGGGCGAGGAGGCGGACGCGCGCAUGGUCCGGCUCGACGACGACGUUGACGUAGACCCCGUGCCCUCUUUCGCCCAACAGCGCGAGCCGCCAACGCGGUCGCGCUCGGCGCAGCUUCCAUCCCCCGCCCUUCUUCCACCCCCAUGCCCUCUUUCGCCCAACGCCAAGCGCGAGCCGCCAACGCGCUCGCGCUCAGCGCAGCUUCCAUCCCCCCGCCCUUGCCUCGCGCCCCGCCGCGCUUAG